Messenger RNA from Tupaia belangeri chinensis (Chinese tree shrew), 1915 nucleotides. It is a transcript of the gene NUDT12, whose product is annotated as nudix hydrolase 12. The record is from RefSeq and is a predicted model, not a curated record. The coding region runs from base 311 to 1699 and encodes 462 amino acids. The transcript has 7 exons. Gene Ontology annotation, cellular component: cytosol; peroxisome. Gene Ontology annotation, biological process: NADP+ catabolic process; NAD+ catabolic process. Gene Ontology annotation, molecular function: metal ion binding; protein binding; NADH pyrophosphatase activity. NCBI's taxonomy places the organism in Eukaryota, Metazoa, Chordata, Mammalia, Scandentia, Tupaiidae.
CCGGUGCACUUGCUAGCCUGCGCUUUGAGAUGGGCAGAAGGAAGCGCAACGUCGGGCGUGAUUUCACUUGGAAGGAAGGAAUCCCAACGUGGUGGCUGGAAAAUAACGUGUCUCAAGGCUGUUGACCGUUUAGAGAGGCGUGUCGGGGCUGCGCUUCAUUGGCUCAUGGCCUUGAAUGCCCAGGGAGUGGUAUUCGCUAAGUAACGGUUGGUGACUGCAGGGACAGGGCGGUGUUGGAUGGAGAGCCCGCUCUAGCUGUGUGAGCCUGGGCAAGUCAUGGGCUCCGUGUUCCACGCCGUUAAAAAAAGAAAUGUCUUCUGCAAAAAGAAAUCCAAAGCACGAAAUAAUCUCCCAGUUUCAUUGCUCAGCUGCAGAAGGAGAUAUCACCAAGUUAACAGGGAUACUCAACCAUUCUCCAUCUCUUCUCAAUGAAACUUCAGAAAAUGGCUGGACUGCUUUAAUGUAUGCCGCAAGGAAUGGGCACCCAGAUGUUGUCCAGUUUCUUCUUGAGAAAGGGUGUGACAGGUCAGUUGUCAAUAAAUCGAGGCAGACUGCACUGGAUAUUGCUGCGUUUUGGGGUUAUAAGCAUAUAGCUAACUUACUAGCUAAUGCUAAGGAUGGGAAAAAGCCUUGGUUCCUAACCAGUGAAGUAGAAGAAUGUGAAAAUUAUUUUAGCAGGACACUACUGGACCGGAAAAGUGAAAAAAGAAAUAAUUCUGACUGGCUACUCCCUAAAGAAAGCCAUCCAGCCACAGUUUAUAUCCUUUUCUCAGAUUUAAAUCCCUUGGUUACUCUAGGUGGCAAUAAAGAAAGUUUCCAGCAGCCAGAAGUCAGGCUUUGUCAGCUGAACUACACAGAUAUACAGGAUUAUUUGGCUCAGCCUGAGAAGAUAACCUUGAUUUUCCUUGGAGUAGAACUUGAAAUUAAAAAAGAGUUACUUAAUUAUACUGCAGAGGUCCCAAGAGAAGAGGAAGAUGGGCUGGUUGCCUGGUUUGCUCUAGGUAUAGAUUCUGUUGCUGCUGAAGAAUUUAAGCAAAGACAUGAAAAUUGUUAUUUUCUUCAUCCUCCAAUGCCAGCUCUUCUGCAGUUGAAAGAAAAAGAAGCUGGUGUGGUAGCUCAAGCAAGAUCUGUUCUUGCAUGGCACAGUCGAUAUAAGUUCUGCCCAACCUGUGGGAGUGCAACUAAGAUUGAAGAAGGUGGCUAUAAAAGAGUAUGCUUAAAAGAAGACUGUCCUAGUCUCCACGGUGUUCAUAACACGUCAUAUCCAAGAGUAGAUCCUGUAGUAAUCAUGCAAGUUAUUCAUCCAGAUGGGACUAAAUGUCUUCUAGGCAGGCAGAAAAGAUUUCCCCCAGGCAUGUUUACUUGCCUUGCUGGAUUUAUUGAACCUGGGGAGACGAUAGAAGAUGCUGUUCGAAGAGAAGUAGAAGAGGAAAGUGGAGUCAAAGUUGGCCAUGUUCAGUAUGUCUCUUGUCAGCCAUGGCCGAUGCCCUCCUCCUUAAUGAUUGGUUGCUUAGCUGUGGCAGUGUCUACAGAAAUUAAAGUUGACAAGAAUGAAAUAGAGGAUGCCCGCUGGUUCACUAGAGAACAGGUCGUGGAUGUUCUAACCAAAGGGAAGCAGCAGGCGUUCUUUGUGCCACCAAGCCGAGCUAUUGCACAUCAGUUAAUCAAACACUGGAUUGGAAUCAGCCCCAGUCUCUAAGUCAAAGCUAGGGGCUGUGGAAGAAUUAUUUGAUUUCUACUUACUCCUCAGGUGAAAUUAGAAAUGUUCAGUGGUCUGAGUAUCACAUCAUCAAAUAUCAUGUUGGGUUUUCAAAAUAUUUUCAAAGUGUGCUUUCCACCUUUACCACAGAAUUCGUAUUUUUUAAAUUAAAUUGAUUUGGGACCAGCAGGUUGCACAGUGGUUAAAGCACUGGAC